Molecule: messenger RNA, 3108 nt
Organism: Ectocarpus sp. CCAP 1310/34
Lineage: Eukaryota; Phaeophyceae; Ectocarpales; Ectocarpaceae
Source: the annotation of a GenBank genome assembly
AUGGGGUCGCCGACGGUGACGGCGAUGCGGCAGAAGGAGUCUGGCCAGGAGCGGGGGUCGCCGACGAUGACGGCGAAGCGGCAGAGGGCGGCUGGCCAGGAGCGGGUGCGGGCGACGGCGUGGGCGUGGGCAGUCUCGACGACGGAGGACGUGUGCUUCCUCUGCAAAGAGGGCGGCAACCUCGUGGAGUGCGACGAGGGCACGAGCUGGUCCCGCCGCGUGAAGCUCAAGCUCGAGUCUCUGGGAAAACCGCUUCCCGCCCCCGGCACCGCUUUCUCGUGCUGCGGGGUCUCCAUGGAAGGGCCGAGCAACAGCAGCGACGCCAAGGGUAAGGCGGCGGAGGAGGGGGCGACGGGAGGAGCCUCCAAGGCCGCGGCCAAGCCCCCCCGCUGCAAGAAGGUCUACCACGCUUACUGCAUGGGGUUCAACGUCGGGGACGACGAGCUCAGCAGCUGCCCGAGGCACGCUUGCGUGGAGUGCGGGGAGGCUGCGGGAUACUUCUGCAGGUUCUGCCCCGUAUCUCUCUGCGACAAGCACUUCCGCACCGACUCUUCCGGCAUGAUCGCCGAGACCUACGAGUCCCUCAAGCACCGGGUGCGCCGGCCAUUCCCCCGCACAAGGGGCGGCGGCUUCGGCCCCAGAUCACGCACCCAAGCCGGCGGCACCGGCACCGUCGCCGGCGCCAACAGCAGCAGCAGCGGCGGCGGGGCGGGGAGCAGGGGCGGGAGAGGCAAGCGCGGCCGCCCCGGCAGAGGACGUAGAGGGCGUGGCGGCGGGAGGUGGUCCGUACGGGAGGCCCGGGUGGAGGUGACUAUCGCUCAGCGCCGGCCGAAGCGCGGCCAAACGGCGACUACAGCGGCGCCGGCGCUGGCGCCGGCGCCGGCGGUGGCCAGCGUUAGCGGUGGCGGUGGGGGCGGGGACAGGAGGUCGUGCGGCGUGGGGUUGCCGGGCGGGGGAGCCGGGUUCGGGGAGCACGACUUUGUGUGCACCGGGUGCAAGAUGGCGACGAAGCGGGCGGUGCGGCAGUACGGACUGCUGGGGUCGCUGGAGACUGGCGGCGUGGUCCUGCCGUACGGGGAGAGCGAGGGGAGCGGCGACGAGACCGAGUCAGACAUCCUACCGGUCACCGCUCUGCCCCCACGAGAUUCCGGCGCCGCAGCGAGCGGCGGCAGUGGCGAUGCUGGAGGCGGACAGGAGGAUCUCGUGUCAGCCCCGGGCGGUGCAGGUCUUGCCGGGGAGCCGGAAGGCGGCCACAAUAUCGGCGAUGGUGCCGUUGGUGGCGGUGCCGGUGUCGCCAGUGCCGUUGUCGCCGGUGCUGCCGCCGCCGUCAGCAACGCCACCGUCGCUGCGGCGGUGGCGGCCAACAACGCCGCGGCGGCGGUCGCGGCAGAGAAGUACUUCUCCAUGUUCACGAGGCGAGACCCCCCGGCGACGCCAGAAGUAACAGCAGACGGUGGCGAUGCUGGUGGUGGUUCCGCGGGCGGCGGCGGGGGCGAUGGCGACGUGGAGAUGGGCUGACGAGCACCCACGAAGAUACCACGACCCAAGACUCUCCACAGCAGCAGCAGUCCCCUCAGAAGACAAGCAGCAGCAGCAGCAGCAGCAGCAGCAGCAGCAGCAGCAGCAGCAGCAGCCGCAGCAGCAGCCGCAGUAGAGGCAGUACCAGCGGCGGCAGCAGCAGCAGUAUUCUAGCAGCAGCGGGAGGGAUUAUUCACGGUACGAUUGGACAGUGUUUGACGAAGGGUGCAGGCAGAGACGGAAAACGACGAAGGAAGCACGGGACACAGGGGUAAGCAUGAUGGGUGGGGAGCNNNGGGGGGUGGGCAAGUAAACGAACUUCUCGAGUCGUUUCUUUUUUGUAGAAAUUGUACUAAAUCAAUCACUGAAAGACUACUACCUGUUCGAGACUAUGCCACAGCAGUCGAAGGGAUAUGUCGCAAGUCAAAAGGCGAGAAAGGUUCCGUAGGAAUCUUGCCGCUUCGUCCUUGUCUUUUCAAUUUCGAUACUUAAUUGGUGUUCAUGCGCUGGGUAUCAGUGGACGUUUUGGUUUGUUCUUUCCAACGAUGGAAAAUGCGCCUGUUUCUUUUCCCUUUUUACGGCAGUCGUGACGACAGCUAACUAGCUGAGGAACGCACUUCUUCGCGAGAACGCAAAUUGUUCUUUGUCUUUUGGCAGAUGUGUGCCAUAUAUAUUGUCGCCGUGUGUGAUUGUGCCUCCCGUUUCCAGUGCUUGCGGACCCGAGGAGGGGCGAGGGGGGAUGACCCUCAAGAAGAACCUAGGGACACCCCUCCCCGGCAUAGCAGCGCGCACGGUGUGCCCCCCCCCCNCCCCCCCCCCAGGAAAGUUCUUGUGUUGUUUCACAACGGAGGCCGUUCCGAUCUCUCUACCCAGUACCUUGAUAUGUCCGUACCGAUCUACAUACUGCUGUAGCACUUGAUGCGGUCUACUCCCGUGGUCACACGGUGUGGUAUGGAGGAAUCACGAGCGGCAAAGUGAUGCGUUUGAAGUUAUUAAUCUGAUUGCUACUGGAAUAGCUAGUACGACCUUGCUUGCUACCCGGGUACAUACAUCAAAGCGUGUGAGGGAUGUGCGGCGCGGACAUCUCGGGCGAUUGGACAUUUAGUUGACUAAUUGGUACUGAGUGAUCGCGCAGGUAGGUGCUGUCUGUUUCCACGUUUCGCGUGAGACUCUGGAUCCAUCUGUCUUCAAAACAGUUCAACGGCUGCCGGUUCGAGAGGGAAUUGCGAUUUCUACCUGCUUGAAUACGAAAGCCUAUCUUGGGAGGCCAUACGUUGUAGUAGCUCUCCCCAGAUGCGCGAUGGAAUCGGAGGUAUUCGUCGACGGUGGGCGCGUGUAGCCUAAGACCUCGAGAGGGCGUUGUUCUUUUGUUUCAGCGAGGACUACCCCGGUCCCCUCUCGAAAAGCUACUAAUGAGUACGCUGCCUGUCGAAGUGGUGUGUGUGUUCUGGCUUGGUGUUGUAUGCGUGCAGCGAGUUUUUUUCAUGCGACAGGUGUUUUCCGGAUGGAGCCUACGUUGCGCUGUCUCCUCAGGCAAGAUGAGAAAUCUCGCUUCGCUCGAAUCAAAUGAUAGCAACUUAACUUUUUGGC